Messenger RNA from Nestor notabilis (Kea), 235 nucleotides. RefSeq names its product protein ZNF783-like. The annotation marks the transcript as partial. The transcript has 2 exons. The record is from RefSeq and is a predicted model, not a curated record. Gene Ontology annotation, biological process: regulation of DNA-templated transcription. NCBI's taxonomy places the organism in Eukaryota, Metazoa, Chordata, Aves, Psittaciformes, Psittacidae.
AUGCUGGUGACGUUCGAGGAUGUGUCCGUGCACUUCUCCCCUGAGGAAUGGGCUGUGCUGGUCGGGUGGCAGCGGCGGCUCUACCGGGAGGUGAUGCUGGAGAACUACCAGGCGCUUGCCUCACUGGGCUGGCUCACCAUCAAGCCGGAGAUCAUCACCAAGAUGGAGCGAGAGGUGAUGCCAUGUGCGGCAUCCCUGUCCCUGCCACGGCGCCGGCACAGGGCUCCUGCAUCAG